Molecule: messenger RNA, 329 nt
Organism: Staurois parvus
Lineage: Eukaryota; Metazoa; Chordata; Amphibia; Anura; Ranidae
Source: the annotation of a GenBank genome assembly
CAGUGGAGGGGUUGGCAGAGAGGGGUGGAUGACACAGAGUGCAGGCCAGUGGAGGGAUUGGCAGAGAGGGGUGGAGGACACUGAAUGGGGGCCAGUGGAGGGAUUGGCAGAGAGGGGUGGAGGACACUGAAUGGAGACAAGUGGAGGGAUUGGCAGAGAGGGGUGGAGGACACAGAGUGGAGGCCAGUGGAGGGAUUGGCAGAGAGGGGUGGAGGACACUGAAUGGGGGCCAGUGGAGGGAUUGGCAGAGAGGGGUGGAGGACACUGAAUGGAGGCCAGUGGAGGGAUUGGCAGAGAGGGGUGGAGGACACUGAAUGGAGACCAGUGGA